Molecule: messenger RNA, 447 nt
Organism: Brassica oleracea var. oleracea
Lineage: Eukaryota; Viridiplantae; Streptophyta; Magnoliopsida; Brassicales; Brassicaceae
Product: F-box protein At2g35280-like
Exons: 1
Coding region: 1-447 (148 amino acids)
Source: RefSeq, a predicted model, not a curated record
AUGACUGAUCAAUACAACAGAGAUUGGAGAAGAAUACUUUCUCAGUUAAAAAUCAUCGAUGGCCGCCGUAAUAUCACAACUGAAGAGCUAGGUCAGCUAUACAAACACCUAAAGCUCCGAAUGUUCACCACCCAUCCUCUCAAAACUCUCAGUAUAUACGGGUGCAUCAUGAAGCAAUGCCGAGACUACGGAAACCCACAAGCUCAUUAUAUAGAGGGCAUCGUACAAUACUUCCAAUGCAACAGAACCGGAAAAGGCCUCUUCCACCUCGAGCAAGCGGCAAACGGUUUGUACGACGACGGGAUUUAUCUUUACGGUCUUCUUUUGUUGUGCAGAGGAAAUAUAGAGGAAGGCAUAAACAAACUCCCCAGCCUUGGGUGGGAAACUAACACAGAAAGAUAUCUGUUGUUAUCAAGGAAAGAUAUCGCAUCAACAUGCAACGUGUGA